Molecule: messenger RNA, 1707 nt
Organism: Centropristis striata (black sea bass)
Lineage: Eukaryota; Metazoa; Chordata; Actinopteri; Perciformes; Serranidae
Gene: hspbp1
Product: HSPA (heat shock 70kDa) binding protein, cytoplasmic cochaperone 1
Exons: 8
Coding region: 138-1145 (335 amino acids)
Source: RefSeq, a predicted model, not a curated record
CUUGCCACUCGUGCUAGCUAGAAUGUUCUAGCGCAUUCAUGUUUCUGAGUGUAAAGGGGAGUUAACUGGUUUAAAAAGAGCUGUGAGUCCAUUUAUUCAACACUGAUACAGAGGAUUAUUGAAAAGCAGUGACCAUCAUGGCAGAAGACAGACAGGCCAGGAGGUACCCCCCAAACCUUCAGGGGGUCCUGCAGCUGGCAGUGGAAGCUGGAUCAGCCGCAGAGGGACCUGCCCCUGUCGAGCCCAUGUCAGAGGAGAGGAAAACAUGGCUGACAGAUGCUCUUGCAGAAGUCUGUAAAGGGCAGAUGGAUGAAGUGGAGCAGAUGAAGCGGUGCUUGGCCGUCUUAUGCCAAGAGGGAAUGAGCGAGAGGGAGAGAGAAGGAGAGGAUGAGAGGGAUGAAGAGGAGGAAGAUGAGAGGGAAACAGCCUUGGAGAUGCUGUCAGAGUUGUGUGAGAACCUCGACAAUGCUAGAGACCUAAUGACUCUCGGUGGACUGGACUUGUGCGUCUCCCAGUAUCUGAUUCAUGCCCAAAGUGGACUGAGGUGGCGUGCUGCCCAGCUUAUCGCUUCCUGCGCCCAGAACAUGCCUCAGGUGCAGGUCCACCUGUAUAGCAUCGGGGUGCUGCCGAAGCUGCUGCAGCUGACAGACUCAGACAGCAACCCCACCGUCAGAGUAAAAGCCCUUUACGCAGUGUCAUGUCUUGUUCGAGAGCAAGAAGCAGGACUCCAGGCGUUCUUGUCCAACGACGGUUUCUCAGUGCUGAUGCGAGGGAUGCAGUCGGACAACGAGAAGCUCAGGACCAAGUCGGCAUUUCUUCUGCUCAGCCUACUGACAGCUUAUCCUGAACAGAAAGACACCGUUGUCUCCAUGGGAAUGGUUCAGCAGCUGGUCUCUGUUCUUCGCACACCACACUCACCUUUCCAUGAACAUGUGCUUGGCGCCCUUUGCUGUCUGGUGGAAGACUGUCCGGAGGGUCUCAGAGACUGCAGGAGUCCAGCCUUGGCUCUGGAGGAGUUACUCAGACAGCGAUCCAGAGAGCUCCAAGGAAAAGAUGAGAGUCAGGAAGAACUGGAUUUCUGUGAGCGUCUGAAGGUUAUUUGCUUCCGCGGUCAACAGUCUGAUGACAAUGGGAUGGAUCGCUGAACUCUUCUUUACCUCACCUGUUCUGGUAUUAAUGUACAAAGAUGUAACGGAACAUUUGUGACUUGGAUUAUGGAGGUGAAGCAAUGUUUUUGUCUGUUACGACAGACUCUGUCCAUACUGUACAUUUCAUGCAGCAGAUGGAUUUUACUGUGUAAAUAACUAAUGUAUAAAAUACAUUUCAAGUCAGCUGUUACUUCAGUCCACUGUUUUCAAUUCUUCAGAUACAAAUCAUUAUCACAGGUACUAUGUAAAUUAUUUUCUAUUUGAAUCUUUACUUCCCCAUAGUUGAUUUUUAAUCGUUUUUAUGUGCAGCUCAUUUUAAUUGUAAUUUAGGUUGGUCUGAUGACUUCAUUUCAUCAUUGUCUGUUAAAUCAUGACCCAAAAUAAUGAAAAAGAAUAAUUGUUUAUUUUUUUACACCACAUUUAUUUAUUAAUAAAACAAAUAGGAGUAUUUAUAUACAUAUAAUGGCCAUCUCACAAGUGCAAAACAAUGCCACCACAUGCACAACCUACACAUUAAAACAUGGAUGUCAUGCAAAAUUUUAUUUUUUUUGACACAAAU